AACGCUGUCUCAUUUGAACGCUAUCUAGUUUGAAAGUGCAUAUGGUUUCCAAUACCUCCUUAAAUCUAUGGAUUUUCUACCUAACCUUGGUUGACACAAUCAUCGAUUUAGCUUCUGAUGUUGUUUUCUUAUCAAUAUCGCUAAAAUCAUCUUCAUCCCCUGACCACCACUAUGUAACUCCUAAGAUCACAAGAAACUGGUACCAUCUUAAUAUGUAGUUACUGCUGAGCCUGGGUGUGUAUGAGAAAGCAGGAGAGUAACAUACAUCAAGAAUGACUGUCCGAGGUGUACUGACGCUGCUGCUGCUGCUUGCUACUGGAGGCGGCGUAGUGUGGGCCGGAGUCUCUGUGGAGGAAGGCAGAGGCCCAGUCUUCCUGCAUGAGCCUCCCUCCAGACUCCACUUCUCAAACACCACUGGGGCCCUCCUUCCCUGCUCCGCCCACGGCAACCCACCUCCGCGUGUUGAGUGGUUGAGUGGAGGAGAGGUGGUGGUUGACGUGCCGGACGUGAGGGUCGUCCACGCUAAUGGAUCGUUGCAGUUCCUGCCCUUCCCACCUUACGCUUAUACUGCCACCGUCCACGCCGCCACCUACUCCUGCCGCGCCGCCUCUGCCGCCGGCACUAUCCUCUCCAUCCCCGUCCACGUCAGGGCCGUGGUGCGGCAGUACUACGAGGUGCAAGUGUAUGAUGAGUUUGUCAUCAGCGGCAACACAGCAGUCAUCAAGUGCCAUGUCCCUUCCUUCGUCAGGGACUACGUCAGUGUCACCUCCUGGGUCAGGGGCAACGGUGAACGCAUCGUCUCUGACGUUCUCACAGGUGGGAGAUACUCUGUUUUCGGGACUGGAGAGCUACACAUCCGUCACGUGACCAAGGCUGACGAGUUCCAGUCAUACCACUGUGAGACCCAACACGUCCUCACUGACGAGACUACUAUCUCGGCCGUGGCUGGCAGGUUGAUGGUGAACGAGCCAAGAUCAUCCGUUCCUCCCAGGAUCAAAUGGGCUCACGUUCCUCCGUUUCGGCCACUUAGUAAUAUCGAUAUUAUCACUAUGAAAAUAUAUAUUACUACCAGAAAUUUUGAUAUUACUACAAGGUGGCACCGGGUGACCGGGAAGGUGGAGGUGGCGGUGGUGCAAGAUGGUCGCAUCCAGCAGGUGGGCGGGUCAUUGCUCAUACGACAGGUCACAGCAGCAGACGCUGGCAGGUACGUGUGUGUUGUGUCUAGCAGCGUGGGUUCCGAGAGGACCCACACUACCCUGGAGGUGUGGGCGCCACUUACCGCCCACAUCAGCCCACAGGUUCAGACGGUGGACGUGGGUGGUGAGGCUACCUUCAACUGCUCCCCAGAGGGCUUUCCCCAGGACACCAUCACCUGGAUCAAGGACGGAGAGCCACUGCAGGUCGGUGGACGGGUUCGUCUGGUGGGACAGAGGACAGUGGUGGUGGACGACGUAAGACGGGAGGACCGAGGAAUGUAUCAGUGUCUCGUUUCGAACCUCGAGGGCUCAGCGCAAGGCUCAGCGCAGCUCAAACUCGGUGGUCAGUGUCAAGAUGGGGUGGUUGUUGGGUCACGAAAGGAUAGGUUUAAGAGCCGCAGUGAUAUGGGUUAUGGGUUUGUCUGUUCGUGA
Molecule: messenger RNA, 1628 nt
Organism: Cherax quadricarinatus
Lineage: Eukaryota; Metazoa; Arthropoda; Malacostraca; Decapoda; Parastacidae
Source: RefSeq, a predicted model, not a curated record